AAAAAAAACCAUCUUGCAUGUUUUAACCAAAGAAACCAUGGAUUGGUAUUCUUGGUUAUCCAAGACUACUCUUGAUCAAACACUUAUCUAUGAAUAUGGUCUUAUUUUACGCAGAAAUGAGCUUCACAAAGAGGAUUUAACUUACUUCAACCAUGAGUUCCUACAAAGCAUGGGCAUAACUAUAGCCAAACACAGACUAGAGAUUCUCAAAUUGGCAAGAAAGGAAGGAGGAACCACAUCAAAUGGCCUCUCAAGACUUGUUUUGGCAAUCAACAAAACCAAGAAGCUCAUUUCCAAGAACUUCAGCAAGCUCAGUUUUCACCGAACCUCGACUCAUCUUGCUCUAUCCGAGCUCAAACCUUAUCGAACACAGUGGACCGGAGCACUAAAGAUGCUCGAGAGCUCGAAGGAACAAAGGGAAGAGAAAGCCAUAGUCACAACCAGAAACACGAUGAAGUCAGGACCACUAGACAGAAGAAUGCAAGACAAAAUGAUGGUUACAAGUAGGAAUCUGAGUGUCUCAGGUCCUUUGGAUGGGAAAAUUCAAGAAAAACUGAUGUACCCUAAUAGGAGUCCAAUGAAGUCUGGGCCAUUGGACAGAAGGUACCAAAAUAGUGCUGUUUAUCCAAGCAGAAGCAAUAAAUCUGGGCCAUUGGAUGCAAAGGGCAUGAGCCCAAGGCUUAAUCACUACAAUCAAGAAAUGACACAAGCUGAUGAUGGGGUUUACUCACAAUGGUCUUUAAUGUUUCAAGAUAUGAAGCCCACUUGACAACUCAUAUGAAGCUAUCAUCUGUUAAACUAGUUGCAGAUUACAGAAUCCUAGGUCACUGGUACUAUCUUUCUAGCCUCUGUUGUUGAAACAGUUCUAUUGUCUCCUUCAUCUUCUUGUGCCAAGGGUCUAUCAGAAAUAGUCUCUCUACCCCAUGGUAGGGGUAAGGUUGGCACACAUACUACCCUCUCCAAAUCCCACUUGUGGGGUUAUAUUGGGUUGUUGUUGUUGGAAACAGGCAUGGGGUUGCUGUCUCAACAUUCCUUGUUCUGUUGUAACCUUCCUUUUCUGUAUUUGUGUACUUGAAAGUCUUGAAUUUUACUAUCAAAUAUGUGUGACAGUUGGUUCAUAUUGGACAAAAAAAAUGAGAUUUUAAGCCAUGCACAUCUACUACAA
This is a messenger RNA of Nicotiana tabacum (common tobacco), 1165 nucleotides long. The record is from RefSeq and is a predicted model, not a curated record. NCBI's taxonomy places the organism in Eukaryota, Viridiplantae, Streptophyta, Magnoliopsida, Solanales, Solanaceae.